Molecule: messenger RNA, 952 nt
Organism: Perkinsus marinus ATCC 50983
Lineage: Eukaryota; Perkinsozoa; Perkinsida; Perkinsidae
Exons: 6
Coding region: 11-829 (272 amino acids)
Source: RefSeq, a predicted model, not a curated record
UUUCAGGCUGAUGGCCCUACCCGGGUCGGAGGACUUCGAAGACGACGGAGAGGAGGAGAAGCCCGAAAGCACCUUGAACGUUUCUGCGUCUACCGAGAGCUCACCUAAGAUACGCUGGAAAGAGGACAGUGAACUCGUUGCCAUGGUCGUAUUCGAGAAGAACGAGCCCUUGUGGGAUACCGUCGCGGCUAUAGCGAAUGCUCGAGGGAAGCAUGUCAAGUAUGUUGAGCAUCUCGGGCAUACCUCUAAGUUCAUGGAACAGAGGAAGAAGGAGGCAGCCAUGGGUGGAUCUCAUCUCGGUAGUGAAGAAAAAGAAUCUCGCGAUGAUAACGGUGGUGGUGGCGGCGGCGAUGAGGUCUCGGAGACUGUCAAGUUCGUCUAUGAAAAUUUGCCAUUUAUUGCAAUUCCGUUGGAGUGUAUGAUCGACGGAAAGCGACUUGAGACGAAGAGUUACGAACGCCAAGACCUCGCAGAUCUACAUGGAAUUCGUUCGGAAGAAUUGUACCAAGACGCCCGGGUGCCGCAUUCCCCUGCGGAGCCUCCCGACAUGAACACGACAGUUUUGCUCAAUGGUGUUGGUGAAGACACACUAGAAAUUCCACUGUUGAGAUCUACGACCACCCGCCCGAGGAGUCCAUCAGCAGGGCCAACAGCAAAUUCCCCUCCUACUCCUGCGACCACGACAGGAUCAUCUUUUGUCGAAGGUUAUAACAACUCUGCGAUGGUAUACGCCCCAUAUUAUGGCUCGGUCGGUUACUCCCAGAAUGCACUUCAAACUGACCACCUGCAAAUGGCAUAUCUUCAAGCGGACGAUAGAUACAUUCCAUAAUAUUGUUCGAAAGUCAAGACUCACAUUGACAAAUAUCCAAAAUAUCCCACUUGUUUGUUUGCGCCACAGCUUGUAAAUCUACGACGAUGACAAUGUAAAGUUGAUUACAACAACAACAAGCAC